This is a messenger RNA of Chlorocebus sabaeus (green monkey), 2045 nucleotides long. RefSeq names its product MFSD2 lysolipid transporter B, sphingolipid (gene MFSD2B). The record is from RefSeq and is a predicted model, not a curated record. NCBI's taxonomy places the organism in Eukaryota, Metazoa, Chordata, Mammalia, Primates, Cercopithecidae. Gene Ontology annotation, biological process: carbohydrate transport; lipid transport. Gene Ontology annotation, cellular component: plasma membrane. Gene Ontology annotation, molecular function: symporter activity; sphingolipid intramembrane carrier activity.
AUGGCGGCGCCCCCUGCACCAGCCACCGAGGGGUCCCCGCAACCGGAGCCGCACGCCCCGGAGCCCGGCCCGGGGAGCGCCAGGCGAGGGCGAGAGGACAGCAGAGCCAGUCGCCUCUCAUUCUGUACGAAGGUGUGCUAUGGCAUUGGUGGGGUCCCCAACCAGAUAGCCUCUAGCGCCACAGCCUUUUACCUGCAGCUCUUCCUGCUUGAUAUAGCACAGAUCCCUGCUGCCCAGGUGUCACUUGUUCUGUUUGGGGGAAAAGUGUCUGGGGCAGCUGCUGACCCUGUGGCUGGGUUCUUCAUCAACAGGAGCCAGAGGACGGGGUCUGGACGGCUCAUGCCUUGGGUGCUGGGCUGCACCCCCUUCAUCGCCCUGGCCUACUUCUUCCUGUGGUUCCUGCCCCCCUUCACCAGUCUGCGAGGCCUCUGGUACACGACCUUCAACUGCCUGUUCCAGGGCCUGGCCACGUUCUUCCAGGUACCCUACACGGCACUCACCAUGCUGCUGACCCCCUGCCCAAGGGAGCGCGACUCGGCCACUGCCUACCGCAUGACUGUGGAGAUGGCGGGAACACUGAUGGGGGCCACUGUCCACGGGCUCAUCGUGUCUGGCGCCCACAAACACCACAGGUGCGAGGCCACUGUGACCCCGGGGCCAGUCACCGUCUCCCCCAAUGCAGCCCGUCUCUACUACAUUGCGGCCGCCGUGGUUGCGCUGACUUACCCCGUGUGCAGCAGUUUACUGUGCCUAGGGGUGAAGGAGCGGCCAGACCCCUCCACCCCAGCCUCAGGCCCAGGCUUGAGUUUCCUGGCUGGGCUGGGCCUCACUACCCGGCACCCACCCUACCUGAAGCUGGUGAUCUCCUUCCUGUUCAUCUCUGCUGCUGUUCAGGUGGAGCAGAGCUACCUGGUCCUGUUCUGUACACAUGCCUCCCAGCUACACGACCACGUCCAGGGCCUGGUGCUAACCGUCCUGGUCUCAGCCGUGCUGAGCACCCCGCUGUGGGAGUGGGUUCUCCAGCGCUUUGGGAAGAAGACGUCAGCCUUCGGGAUCUCUGCGAUGGUGCCCUUUGCGAUCUUGCUGGCUGCUGUGCCCACAGCACCUGUGGCUUAUGUCGUGGCCUUUGUAUCUGGCGUGAGCAUUGCUGUGUCCUUGCUGCUACCCUGGUCCAUGCUGCCAGACGUGGUGGAUGACUUUCAGCUGCAGCACCAUCACGGGCCAGGCCUGGAGACCAUCUUCUACUCCUCCUACGUCUUCUUCACCAAGCUGUCUGGUGCAUGUGCCCUGGGCAUCUCCACCCUCAGUCUGGAGUUCUCGGGGUACAAGGCAGGGGCCUGCAAACAGGCAGAGGAGGUAGUGGUCACCCUCAAGGUCCUCAUCGGUGCCGUGCCCACUUGCAUGAUCCUUGCUGGGCUCUGCAUCCUCAUGGUCGGCUCCACUCCAAAGACGCCCAGUCAGGACGCCUCCAGCCGGCUGAGCCUUCGGAGGAGGACCAGCUACAGCCUGGCGUAAAGCUUGAGAGGGUGACUGUGAAUGGACACAGGAGCCAGCACCCUUGGGGUCUGACAUCGCCCUCCUCCACCCUUCAGCACCCGGCCUGGCAGUUUAGCACUCGGUCUUUUUCCCUGGGAUGCGGAGUCUUUGGCAACAUGUCCUGAAGGGACUGGCCUGUGCUUCAGGACCCCACUUGGCAUUUCUUGUCUGUUGCCUUCAGACUAUCUCAGAUAGACCUGUAUCCCUGACUAGGCCAGUAGCACCUGCCUCUAGAAAAAGGAAGCUCCUGCCCAGCCUGGCUUGUGGACCCUGUGGGAGCCCCAGGCCCAACAACCUGCGUGGAUAGCAAAGCUCCCUGACAGAAGGACAGACACAAGGACUCCUGUUUGUCCCAGGGCUCCAGUGGACAUCUGCUGAGGACACAGAGAGGUGAGAGUCACCACGUGAAUGGGCAGAGUGUGGACAGGCAGACAUGCCCAAGAUGUAUGAUUAGGGAGACACAGACAGACCCAGGGAGGCCAACGGGCCCCAGGGAGAACGGGACAGCA